This is a messenger RNA of Eremomyces bilateralis CBS 781.70, 489 nucleotides long. RefSeq lists its product as uncharacterized. The record is from RefSeq and is a predicted model, not a curated record. NCBI's taxonomy places the organism in Eukaryota, Fungi, Ascomycota, Dothideomycetes, Eremomycetales, Eremomycetaceae. The transcript has a single exon. Bases 1 to 489 code for a protein of 162 amino acids.
AUGGCCGACAACUCCCCUGGCGGGAUCGCCGGCCUCGUCCUCCGCUUCGCCCUUCGCCUCCUCCAAUUCGUCCUCGCCCUCACCGUAUGCGGCCUCUACGGCCAAGACCUCCGCAACGCCGCUGCCGCCGGUGUCUACUCCGACAGCAAAUGGAUCUACGCCGUCGUCGUCGGCUCCAUCUCCGCCGUGACGUGCGUGGUGUACGCCCUCCCCAUCGUCACCUCCCACCUCUUCUUCGCGUGGGACGCCCUCCUGUGGAUCCUCUGGGUCGCGGUCUUCGGCGUCUUCGGGAAGCUGUACAUCCACGAAGAUCCCGAGGUGGUGAAUCCGAAGGACGGGCAUGGCCCGGGUGUGCAGCGGAUGAAGAACGCGGUGUGGGUGGAUUUGGUGAAUAUGUUGCUGUGGUUCAUCACGGCGGUGAUUGGCGUCGUGAUCUUCUUCCUCGGGAGGAGGGCGAAGACGCUUCAUACCGGACGGUCGAAAGUUUAA